AUGAUGGUUGGAAUACUGUGCCUGCUGCUGCUGCUGAUUGCCUCUAUUGAAAGCGAAACCAUCAGCGUGGGCGAGCUCAAAAAUGUUGUGAAGCUGGAACGCGAACUGCUGCAUAAUUUGCGCAUAUAUGCCCAGGAGUUGGAGAACAGACUUCGCCUCAUCAAUGGUGCGAUUACCGAGUACGGUGAGAGCAUUCAGCAGCUCGAUGGACAUCCCGACUUGUAUCUGUCGAAUCCCCUCUUUGCUUUCCGGAUAUUAACGCACAUGCGCCAGCACUGGCCAGCGUGGCAGCUCUACAUGACGCAGCAGCCGGGCAGCGACCAGUUGGAGAUGCAGCAGCGACUGAUCUCGCUUCUGCCCACACGUGACGCCCACAAGGAGGCGGCACAGAGCCUUCAGUCCCUGUUUAAGUUCUACAACUAUGCACCCGCAAACUUUCUGUUGGAGAACAACAAACACUUGAGGCUGCGUUCGUUGGACUGCUACCACAUGGGCCGGGAGCUGUACGAGCAGCAGAGGUACCACGAUGCAGUCGAUUGGCUGGCUGCAGCCGCUGCGAAUUACAGCCCUACAUCUCCGCAUGAUGCGCUGCUGGGCGUGUCUCUGGGGCGGAUUUACGAAAUGCAGCUCAAGGUUUUCAAGAAACUCAAUAUGCGAGUGGAGGCACUCGUCGUGCUCUCACGCGCUCUGGAGCUGCAGCCGGAGAACAAGCUGCUGCUGAGCCAGCUAUACCAGCUGGAGCAGCAGGAGUCAGUGCAUCCAUUGCCAGCGUCUGCGGAUCCGCUCAGCGAGCUGCAGAAGCAAUGCAGGGGCAACUACAAGCAGAACUCGUAUUUGGUCUGUGAGUUGAAUGACGCCCUGACGCCCUUCCUGCAACUAGCUCCAUUGCGUCUGGAGGAGGCGUGGGACGAGCCCUACGUGAUCAUCUACAAGGAUGGCAUAUAUGAGCGCGAGAUAGGCCACAUGAAGGAUGCCUUCGAGCAUUGUCCCCCAAGUGCCCGACUGCGGACAAUCGCUGGCGUCAAGGGCUGCACCAUCUCAGAUAGAUAUAGUGUGAUCACAACCUUGCUCACGGAUCGGAUUGUUGACAUGACGGGUCUCAACAUGCACAAGAACCAAAUGUUUCUCUUUGAGUACGGUCCGCGGGAACCGUUCCAGCUACAAGACCUUUACCAGUCCAUCGAUGUCAAUGUGGAGGCUAUUGAGACUACAGCCAUCCUGUUUCUCAACGACAUGGCGCUGGGCGGUGGGAUUACCAUUUCCAACCAAGAAAUGGCCGUCUUUCCGCGUCGAGGCGAUGCUUUAAUUCUCCAGAACGAAGAGGACUUCCAGUACACCGUGUGCCCCAAUGUGGUGGGCAAUCGACUGGUGCUCAUCAAGUUUCUGAUGGCCAAUGAGUGAACUCUUCCCAGUUCACUGGAAAUCAAAUAUUCACAAGUGUUCAGCUUUCGAUAAUAAAAAACUUAAAUCCCUAUAAUUAGCCAAGA
Molecule: messenger RNA, 1487 nt
Organism: Drosophila novamexicana
Lineage: Eukaryota; Metazoa; Arthropoda; Insecta; Diptera; Drosophilidae
Product: prolyl 4-hydroxylase subunit alpha-2
Exons: 7
Coding region: 1-1401 (466 amino acids)
Cellular component (GO): endoplasmic reticulum
Molecular function (GO): procollagen-proline 4-dioxygenase activity; protein binding
Source: RefSeq, a predicted model, not a curated record